Messenger RNA from Myzus persicae (green peach aphid), 1423 nucleotides. RefSeq lists its product as uncharacterized. Bases 240 to 800 code for a protein of 186 amino acids. The record is from RefSeq and is a predicted model, not a curated record. NCBI's taxonomy places the organism in Eukaryota, Metazoa, Arthropoda, Insecta, Hemiptera, Aphididae. The transcript has 4 exons.
CGUUUGUGUGAAGGUGAGCGUUGACCGCUUUAACUCGUCCAAAAAUAUAAUUUAUCUUUUUUUUUUUUAAUUCGGCACUAAUCGAGUUGGUUAGGUUUUUAUUUCCUAACAAUACAAAGAUUUAUUUUAUGACACUAAGUGUAAAAUCAUUUUUUCCAUUUGUUUAAAUCUCUAGACAAAUGACUGAUAAUUAUUGUUGAGUUUUAAAAAUUUGCCCGCCAAAUUUACCACGUGAAAACAUGGAUGAUCUUGCGGUCCGGAUGAACCAUAAGAAAGAACAAGUGAUCAUACUCGACGAAGACAACAUGUUAUUAGACGAUAAAAUGAUCUAUACGUCUCAACCGAAGAUUUACCCGUUCGCCGUAGUCCUCCGACUUCGUGUACUUCAGAUAGUUUGCGGUAUUACCGGGUUAGUUAUGGGUAUGGUCGCCACUAUAGAAGAAAAGGGGAAAAUGAACUUGGGCUUAGCAAUACCGGCUGGAAUUCUGACAGUUAUUGCUGCAGCCGGCAGCAUUUACAUGAGCCACGGUUUCAGCGGUUACCGACCGCAACAGCUGUGCGACCCUCGACUGCAACCGUUCCGGUUUCUGGGGCCCACCGUCCGGUCCGCGGUGGCGCUCUCGGUGCUGUGGCUGGCCGCUUGUCUGUUGCACGCCUGUCUGCUGUACGUCUCGGCACGGUCGCUGUUCCGGAACGGGCAAAUCGUCGUGCUGGCCACUAUACUUAUUUCGCUCACGUUGCUCACGUUGCUGUCCACUGCUGCGCUAGUGCACAUCGACUGCAAGUACGAUCCCGAUUGACCCGGCCCGGAGGCCCAAAUGCCAACGGCUUCGGUCAGCGUAAUUGGGCCCAGCCAUUUGUCCACGGACAGAGCCACGAAGGUAGCGUGGGUCAUAUAAUACCAUAUACCAUAUACCGAGAUAUACCGGGUGCCGCGUAUGUCAAACGCUUUGUGUUUAUAUGACAACAUUUUGUAAUUUAUGUAUUUUAUAUCAUGUACAUUUGUAUUGUAUAUUAAUGUAUAUACAUCGUUAUCGUUGACGAAGUAAAGCUUUGUAUCGUUACCGUAAAAAAAAAUUAUGAACAAUACGACAUUCGUACGCGAAGAACAUGCUUUCGUGUACAAAAUACGAAUAUGAUCUUAUAAUUUAUUAUUGGUACCAUAUAAAUUUAAUGUGAAUUAAAUGAUAUACACAGCUUUCCUGCUGUCAAACUGUGAUAGCACAUAAUAUUUAAGUUCCCGAAAACAUUUUUUUUACACAUUUCUGAGCUAUACCUAACCAACAAAAUUAAAUUAAAAAAAUAAAUGGAUAAUUAAUUGCGUAUUUAAAUUACACAGUUCACAGAAACCUAAAAACAUUUUACUCUAAAACUUAAUUUUUUAAUGCAUUUUAACGUAAAAUGUUCAAUAACAAAUAAUUCU